CUCCACGCUGGAGAGAGCACAGUACACACAGCUCGCCAGGGAGGGAGUAAAGCGAGAGCGCAGAGUACACACAGCUCGCCAGAGGAGAGAGAGCGAAGGCAGAGCGCUGUAGAAAUCCCAAACCCCCCCAAAAAGUUUGGACUUCAUUGCUUUUCCUCUGCCGACACUUCUGGAUCACGUAACGGAGGCAGUGAAAAGAGGUUUAUGCUCUAAGCAAAGGUAGUGGUGGACGUGUCUAUAAGUUUACGCAACACUUUUCCUGCCGGGACGGGGGAUAUAAGAACGUGUCUCUGAAGUUGGAAACUGCCUGCAAUUCGUAGGCUUUCAAGCAAGACAGUUUCAGUCUUUUUUGAAUCAGACAUCAGCUGAAAGAAGGCCAAGGUGGAUCGCUCGGAAUUGUGUGUGAAACGACUAUUGGUCUAAAGUUUUGGUUUCUCUUCUAUGUCUACCAAGAUGGAAACUACUUUGUACGAUGACUCUCUGAACGGCGCGUUCACACAGCAUGACAGUGCUGCUUUUGGAUACAACCCCAAAGCUCUGAAACACAACAUGACUCUGAACCUGACAGAUCCAACCGGCACCCUGAAGCCGCACCUGCGGGCAAAAGCGAACGACAUCCUCACCUCGCCAGAUGUCGGACUGCUCAAACUGGCUUCGCCGGAGUUGGAGAGGCUAAUUAUCCAAUCCAGCAACGGUCUCAUCACGACAACACCGACCCCAACUCAGUUUCUGUGCCCGAAGAACGUCACAGACGAGCAAGAGGGCUUCGCGGAGGGCUUCGUGAGAGCACUGGCGGAGCUGCACCACCAACAUAUGCCCAACCCGCCAAGCGUCACUUCAACUCCUCAAACUACUAUUAACAACUCGAUGGCAACCGUCUCGUCUCUGGCAGGUGGUGCGGUGUACAGUUCAGCCUUGCGUUCGGAUCCACCGGUGUACGCGGACCUGAACACCUUUAACCCGGCGAUCAGCACUGCACCCCCGGCUACGCCGAGCUUUAGCACCGCCAACCCGGCGAUGAGCUUCACAACUGCCCCGCCGCAGCACACGAUGAACACGCAACUCCCGGUCCAGCACCCUAGACUACAGGCACUGAAAGAGGAGCCUCAGACGGUGCCAGAGAUGCCAGGUGAGACUCCUCCGCUUUCACCGAUCGAUAUGGAGAGUCAGGAGCGGAUCAAAGCCGAAAGAAAACGCAUGAGGAACCGGAUCGCCGCUUCGAAGUGCCGGAAAAGGAAACUAGAGAGGAUUUCCCGGCUGGAAGAAAAAGUCAAGACGCUGAAAUCCCAGAACUCGGAGCUGGCGUCCACCGCAAAUAUGCUCCGCGAGCAAGUCGCUCAGCUUAAACAGAAAGUUAUGAAUCAUGUCAACAGCGGGUGCCAGCUUAUGUUGACACAACAGUUGCAGACGUUCUGAAAAGAACGGCAUUACAUGGAGCUAAGUGAACUAGACUGAAGGGACACACUUGGAGAGCUGUACACUAGCCGGGGUGGGAGGCCGGGAAAAGCGUCUCUAAUGGCAGUAGUCCACCGGGUCCGGGAUUGUGGCCUUGUGCCUUGCGCUGUGGCGCGUAAAGGAUGUCCAGACUGGAGUAGAGAUUCCACGACCUGGGUCCACCGGUGACAACUAAGACCGCACCAGACAGCAUGAAAGACUCAAUCUGUUACAUGUUGUUUUUUUUCUAAUGACAAAAGAGACUUCUUGUUCAAUUUGACCAAGUUGCGCAUGGACCUAACCCUAAAGGAGCACCCAGUAUUAAAAGAGAAAGAGAACUGUAAUAGGAACAUUGACGCGCGUGAAGCAGGAAGUUGCGUCCUCUAUAAAGUUUUAAAAACUUUUGUUAAAACCUGCCUGGCUUCUAAAUUGCAGUAUACUUUCUGUUCUUAAACUGAAUUGAAUUGACGUUAUUUGAUUUAGUCAAGCUUCAACAGUUUCUUUUUCUAAAGUUUCUUAAUGAGGUUUCACUCAUUGUUAUUUGUAAAUAAGAUCAACGGGGAGUACUUAAGUUUACCAUUUGUAAUAAAAGUACUACAUUUUUUUUAAAGUUGGUUUUCUGAGCUGAUCAGAAACUAAUCGAUAUUUAUGAACUGUAAUAAAGUAUGUAAAACAAAACAGU
Molecule: messenger RNA, 2116 nt
Organism: Electrophorus electricus (electric eel)
Lineage: Eukaryota; Metazoa; Chordata; Actinopteri; Gymnotiformes; Gymnotidae
Gene: jun
Product: Jun proto-oncogene, AP-1 transcription factor subunit
Biological process (GO): regulation of cell population proliferation; regulation of transcription by RNA polymerase II; regulation of cell cycle
Cellular component (GO): transcription regulator complex
Molecular function (GO): transcription factor binding; DNA-binding transcription factor activity, RNA polymerase II-specific; RNA polymerase II cis-regulatory region sequence-specific DNA binding
Source: RefSeq, a predicted model, not a curated record